This is a messenger RNA of Caenorhabditis briggsae, 3384 nucleotides long. The transcript is spliced from 14 exons. The record is from RefSeq and is a predicted model, not a curated record. Lineage: Eukaryota; Metazoa; Nematoda; Chromadorea; Rhabditida; Rhabditidae. The coding region runs from base 1 to 3384 and encodes 1127 amino acids.
AUGGCUUCGAAAAUGCUGAAACUGUUGAUAAUCGUUUUGGCUCUAGUUAUUCAAACUGAUGCAAGCUUCGGACGGCGAAUGUAUCCGACAGGCAAUUUAUCUCCAGCAGAGAACAAUGAGAGAUUAGAAAAGUGUGGAAACACAGAAAAACAACAAAUCCUUCCACCUUAUUUCAUCUCCCCUCUUGUGACUUUAGAAGGACUGCAGUAUGAAGGAAAAGUGAUGAAGGACUCAAUGUGGUUUGAUGUACAAGCUGUUAUGGUUUCAAAACGACAUCUGAUAGCUGACGUCAUAUUGAUUAAGAAUAAAUAUAAUGCGGAGGAGUGUCGAGAUAAAAAGUAUGAAUUAAAAUUUCUGGAAUCUGAAACUCAAUAUCACAUUUCUAGAAAAGAUGUGUUAUCAAUGCUUGAGAAGAAUUCGCGGAACAUCGUGAAGGCCACUCUCAUGGGAGAUUGUCUCGAUGACCAACCAUUUGGUUUCUUGCUUCUGGAAUCUGAUUGGCCUGUGGAUCAUCAUAGUUAUGCAUGUGUGGCCGAUCAUAAACCAAAGGUAGUACAACAAUGCCUAGAUGAUCCUGGGUCAUGUAGCGAGACGUUUAAUUUUGCGUACUGGAAUCCACCUGAACCCAACAUCACGCCUAUGAUCACAGGAUACACAUUUCAUGACCAUGUUGACUGGGAAGUCGCUCCCAGAAACCUUGAUUUACCCAAACAAUUUCAUCUUCGCUCUGAAAUUCAAAAUCAAGUGGGCGCUGUUUACAAACUUGAUGACGGGAAAUUUACAAUUUAUGGGCAAAUUUCAUCACGAUCACCAAAGAAUCCCUCUCUGUAUUUUGCGCAUGCAAUUCAUGGCUAUGAAAAUGAAAUUUGUGAAGUCAGUGGGAUUUGUCAAAACUCCACCAAAGCCUCCGACGAAUGCAUGAACUACUGGACAGCCCAUGAACAGAAACAAGGAGCUCUCUCACCAUCUGAAAACAAUCAACGAUUGGAUCUAUGUGCUAAUGCUUCUGCUCAAGGUUUCCAAGACGCCCAUCCAAUUGUCGAAAUUCCAGGAGGCACCGGAUGGUCAGACACUUCUUAUGACCCACCGGUUUUCCUUCCGACCAGAGGAUACUAUGUGUCUUCUCGCCACGUCAUCACAGAUAUGAUUCUGAUUCAGAAGAAGUACAAUAAGGAAGAUUGCGAAAGGAAUAAUAAGGACAUGAUGUCGAUGCUCGAAAUGAAUGAAUUCAAAAUUGUUAAGGCUACAUUAAUUGGAGAAUGUAGAGAUGAACCAUAUGGAUUUUUGCUUCUGGAGACUGCCUGGCCAACUGAUCACGCUUAUGGGUGCAUCAGACACACCAUACCGAACUGGCAUGAAAAUGAACGCAUGGACAACGAACAAAAUCAUCGUAUUUACCCUGGAAUCUACGACACCGAUCCAAACACCUAUACCGGACAGUUUCGUCAGACCGUUGCUGGACCAUCAUAUUUUCAGCAAACAAGAAGCGGUUACUGCCAUGAACAAACUGAUCAGACCUUUUGCGCUGUUGCCUAUUACACUCGUCGCGACCAUUUCCGAGAGCCUGGAUUGACACUGGAUAUGGAAUGGAAUACGCCUCGAAGAAAAACGAAAAACUGGAUGUUGGCUGGAAUCACAAUUCAAACGACACCACAGGCAAAUUCUCAACCCAUAUCAGUUGUUCUAUCCAUUCAUGGGUUCCUGGAUCAGAUUUGUGCGGCAAGUGGGAUUUGUAAAGAGAAAGCUGAUGUACCCAGUGACGAUACACCAUUCAAGUCAAAGGAAGUCUCGGCACCUGAGGAUUGUCUACCGAUUCCAUCCGAUGGUCACGUCGUCUGGACACCAGAUUCAACUUUGCCUCCAGGUUCUGAAGAUUCGGAAACAUCAGAAACAAGUCCCGGAAUGGUCCCUCCGACAUACGUCCCUGCACCAGUUUUUACAAAACCAACGGAUUCCUCUGGAAUGAUUCCUCCGACAUAUGUUCCUGCACCAGUCUUCACAAAAUCAACAAAGUCUGGAUGUCUAAAGUGCUCUGGUAGUGUUGCACCGACUUAUGUACCAGCCCCUGUUCGAGAGGGUCCAUGGAGCAUUCCGAAAAUGACUGUACCCGCAGAAACUACGACUUUCGAGACUACGACCACUACGGAAGCUACAACGACUACUGAGGAAGCGACCACUACAACAGUAACAACUACGGAGCCAACCACAACGACAUCAACUACUGUAGAGCCAGCAACCACAGCGAAAUCCACAACUGUAGAGCCUACCACCACGUCUACAGUUCCGACCACGAUUACUACAUCGGACUCUUUGAAUACUAGGAUUCCCGGAGCUCCAGUAUUCAUGUCCACUAAAAAAUCCACUUCACCUUCACUGCCAGAAACGUUUACAUUUUCGAGUAGCAUUGAUGAAAUUGCUCCUUCCUACACGUCAACACAAGCAACUUCUGAUAAGGCCACGACAACUACAGUCACAGUGCUGAGCUCGCUUCACCAUCCGGAAGAUCUGGAAGUUCGAGUCCAUCUAUUCCACAAAAAGGAUUCAGAAGCAAGCCGGUUACCAAAGGAAGAAAAAAAACCGAAUCCUUACGAUCAGAUUUUUGCAUUGGAGACUAAAUACAAAACGGAUUAUGAGGAUAUGAAAAAGGGGAAACACGACAAAAAGGAAUUGAGACAAUCACAGAUCGGAAGCAUUUUUGAUCCGAUUUCAGGUCCAUCUGUUCCAGCUGUCAGUGGAGUUAAUGGGGUGAAAAAUAAAAUGAAAUGGAAGAUCGAUGUGGAUCCAAUAGAACUGAAUGGUGAUCAAAAAAUGCAAGAAGUACUCGAAAAACUGAAAGAACUACGAAAGAAUUCCGGAUUAAAUCCGUGCAAAGUUCUCAAAGCCAACGAGCACAUGAUGUCGAAUAGUGACGAUGAGCCAACAGAAGAGUUGAUUCAUAUGAGUGCUCGAAUUCUUCAACUCGUCAAAAUGGAAGCAUUGAUCUCGAAGGAAAUCUCCAAAGAAGAUCAAGAACUUUUGAAAGGUUACUGUAGAUGUGGAGAUCAUAAGGACAAGACUGAGUCGAUUUUUGAGACGAUAACAUGCUCGAUUCUGGAGAAGGUGGCAUCGAAAAAUGAAUUCAUUCGACAUGUUUCAAUUCCAGGUCAAUUGAGACUUUUUGCAGUUGACGAGAAAAGAUCAAAACUGCCAACGAUGGCUUUGAUGAUUGUUCGAAAAGACUUGUUCUACUACGCAUGGGACAAACAGGCGACACCAAUGGACGAUGAGCAAUUGGAUCAAACAUGGAGCAGUAUGACAUUCAAAAGUUUCGUUGUUCGUCAAAGUGCUCCACUUCCACCACAGCCUGCUUUAAUAAAAAGUGCUCAUUUUCAACCAUAUUACUAA